Molecule: messenger RNA, 939 nt
Organism: Stylonychia lemnae
Lineage: Eukaryota; Ciliophora; Spirotrichea; Sporadotrichida; Oxytrichidae
Source: the annotation of a GenBank genome assembly
AUGCCACUCGUACACUCAUACUUUGAAAUGAUUGAGGACGCUCUCCUCACUCUAGCCGACAGAAAAGGUUCAUCAAGAUAAGGUAUCUGGAAAUGUAUUUCAACUAAAUUCCCAGAGGCUGACUACAAGCAAUUCUUGAUCAGAUUCAAGAAAGUCGGUGAAAACUAGAACAUCGUUAAGGCUAAAGGCUAAAGACUAAGACUCAGUCCAAACUACAGAUUGAAGUUGCUUAAAGCACUUGAGAAAGGUCAAUCAGUCAAGCAAACUCAGAAGACCAAGGCUACUAUGAAGAAAAACUCAAAGAGAAAGUCCGCCAGACAAAACAAGAAAGCUAAGUCAGGAAAAGCUAAGAAAUCCUCCAGAAAGGUAAAGGCUGCAGGAAAAGGUAAAUCAGCUGGCAAAAAGAUGACCAAGAAAACAGGAAACAGCAAGAAAGCACCUGGCAAGAAUGUGAAGGGAUCCAAGAUGGCUCAGAAAAAGAAGCAGAAUAAGCAAGCUAUGAACAACAAGAAAGCCACAAUGAACAAGAAGAAGAACUCCAGAGCUGGCGCCAAAGCUAAAUCAGGACCAAAGACUAAGCAAGCCAAGGGUAAUGGAAUGAAAGGAGGAAUGAAAGGAAAAGGAAAGAAAGGAUCAGGGGCUGCUGGCAAGAGAAACCAGCAUAAGCAGACUGAUGAUGCCCAUGAUGAUGGAGACCUAGCUCAUGACGGCCACCAAAAUGCUCAUCAUGAUAACGCACAUCAAGAUGAGCACAAAUCCCAUACUCCUUCAAGAAACGAGAGAUCAUCAAGAAGGAACUCAGCUCCUCAAACCUCAAACAAGAAGAACUUGAAAUCAAAUGCCAAAGCUUCAGGCAGAAAGUCUGGUGCUGGUGGAAGAAAAUCCGACAUGAGAAAGAGCAAGGCCUCCAAGGACAUCAAGAAGAAGGGCAAGAAGUGA